GAAUAGAAUUUGCCUCAUUAAUACACCAAGAAAUACAGCGUGAAAGACAAGCAUGGAGUACUCAGUAGCCGGGGCACCUCCAAGCCUCUCCGGCGGCCCCAACGGGCCGCAGUCCGGGGACCGAUGCAACCAGUUUCAGAUGCCGCUGCACUACCCUCGGUAUACGAGAGCCGACUACGAGACGAUGCCGGAAUGGAAGGUCGAUUGUUUGCUUAAAGAGUACGGCCUGCCGAUCACCGGAGAUGUUCAUCAGAAGCGGAAGUUCGCCAUGGGGGCCUUCCUGUGGCCUCAUUAGAAACGAGUUUUUAACUUGGCAGUAGUGUCGUUUCUGGGUGCAGUGUUUUCUUGUUGGUUUCUUCCAAUUUGGUUGAAUAAGUACUCCUGAGAGAAGACCAAAAUUGAAGGGAUCAGCAUCAAAGUCACAUCUGAAAACGGCGACGCCAUUAUCCCUAGGGAGUUGUUGUGUAGUCAAGUCGGUUUUCGUGGUUGUAAUGCCAUUAACUAAUAAAAAUGAAAUUAUGUACGUACAUCUCUCAAUCUCUCAUCUUCUGCUAGAGCCGCCGUGUGCAGAGCCCAUGAUUUCUAGUGUGGAAUUCACAAUUUGGUAUUCUAUUUCUAUUUCUAU
Molecule: messenger RNA, 625 nt
Organism: Rubroshorea leprosula
Lineage: Eukaryota; Viridiplantae; Streptophyta; Magnoliopsida; Malvales; Dipterocarpaceae
Source: the annotation of a GenBank genome assembly